AUGUCGCCUACGCUGGGUUUUUUGUUAAUCCUGCUCAUUGGUGUUUCGGCGAAACCCCAGCGUGAUAUUGACGUCAAAGUGUCGAAGCGUAGUCCCGGAGGGAACAAUAGGCCAACUUCCAAUGCUGUUUGUAUUGGAAUAUACUUCGUUUGUUUUCGAAUGUUACAAGAUGACCCCAAAAAUAUGAUGCAUCGCUCCAAAGGUUUACAAAAGACAGACAUAUAUAUUGGAAAAUCGUUCAAUGAAAAUAAAUAUAAUAACAAUGAUGUAUUUUACCAAAUGCAAGCAAAAUUCUUUGGAAAG
Molecule: messenger RNA, 303 nt
Organism: Iphiclides podalirius (scarce swallowtail)
Lineage: Eukaryota; Metazoa; Arthropoda; Insecta; Lepidoptera; Papilionidae
Source: the annotation of a GenBank genome assembly